AAGGGGGGGUGGGUUCAGACUUGAUCCAAGUUAGGAGCUUGAAAGGUCCACGAUGUAGCUGAGAGUCCAGGGUUUUUUUUUUUAUUUUAAAUUUUUUAUUUUUCAAUUAUUAUUAUUUGUUUUACAUUUUUGCUUACAUCGUUUUCCUUUGAACGCCGCUCGUGCACUGGAGCCGCGCGCACGCGCCACAGACGCACGCGAGCCGGACUCCGGGGGCCCGAGAGAGAGAGAGAGAGAGAGAGAGAGCGCGCGCGCGAGGGCUUCUGUUUCUGCACCGUUUUGGUUUUGCAAAAGAAGAAGGGAAAGAGAGGGGGGGGACAAACGAGUGUGAGAGGGAGAGAAAGAGGCGGCGGAGGAGGUCCUCCAAGCCUGCCGAAGAAGAAGAAGAAGUAGCACGAGCGCGAGAGGUUGGGGGGGGGAAGAGAAAGAGGGAGGGAGGGAGAGAGAGAGAAAGAGCGCACGAGAGAGAGAGAUAGAUGGAGGGAGGGAGCGAGAACGAACGCAAAGUCUUUUGUGCUUCCCCUCCCCCCCACCGGAGCAAAGGGGAAAUGUCCGUGUCCAAAGGAGGAGGUAAGAAGAAGCCGCCUGUACCCAGGCUCCCUAGGGAGGCGUUUGAUCAGCAACCUCCCGCUCCUACACCCCCGAGAGACCUGGACUCGAAAGCCUGCGUUACCAUCGGAGAGAAGAAUUUCGAAGUGAAGGCAGAUGAUCUGGAGCCGAUCGGAGAGCUGGGCAGGGGUGCAUAUGGAGUGGUGGAUAAAAUGAAGCACGUGCCUAGUGGCAUAAUCAUGGCAGUAAAGAGAAUCCGGGCGACGGUGAACAGCCAGGAGCAGAAGCGGCUGCUGAUGGAUCUGGAUAUUUCAAUGAGGACAGUGGACUGCUUUUUCACAGUCACAUUCUAUGGAGCGUUGUUCAGAGAGGGUGAUGUGUGGAUCUGUAUGGAGCUAAUGGACACCUCACUGGAUAAGUUUUACAAGCAGGUCCAUGAGAAGGGUAUGACCAUUCCAGAGGACAUCCUGGGCAAGACAGCCGUCUCGAUUGUGAAAGCUCUGGAACACCUGCACAGCAAACUGUCAGUGAUCCACCGAGAUGUGAAACCCUCCAAUGUGCUGAUAAACAUGCAGGGACAGGUGAAGAUGUGUGACUUCGGGAUCAGCGGCUACCUGGUCGAUUCGGUGGCCAAGACCAUGGACGCCGGAUGCAAACCCUACAUGGCACCGGAGCGGAUAAACCCGGAGACCAAUCAGAAGGGCUACAAUGUCAAGUCUGAUAUCUGGAGUUUAGGGAUCACAAUGAUCGAGCUGGCCAUCCUGCGUUUCCCGUACGACUCCUGGGGGACGCCGUUCCAGCAGCUGAAGCAGGUGGUGGAGGAGCCUUCUCCUCAGCUUCCUGCUGACCGCUUCUCCCCCGAGUUUGUGGACUUCACAACACAGUGCUUAAAGAAGAAUUCCAAAGAGCGGCCAAACUACAUGGAACUCAUGCAACACCCCUUUUUCACCUACCACGACUCCAAAGAGACGGAUGUGGCCAGCUUUGUCGGAAUCAUCCUGGGCGACUGAGGGGCCUCUUCUUGGCGAAGGCGAGGCAAAGCAGGACUAAUUCCACAGCAGAAAAAAAAUAAUAAUAAUAAAAAUAAAAAAAAUACCCAAUUGCAAGACUGACACCUGUAAGCCACGCCCACCUCAAGCUGUAGUGCAGGGGGGGGGGCUCAUGAGAGAGAAAGAGAGAGAGAGAGAGAGAGAGAGAGAGAGAGAGAGAGGUGCCACGGAAAGGGGCAGAGACUGAAUAUAAGGGGGUGGGGCAUUUCCUUGGAACACACAGAUGACUAGCAGGGGAUGGGGUUCUGUGUGUGUGUGUGUGUGUGUGUGUGUGUGUGUGUGUGUGUGUGUGUGUGUGUGUGUGUGUGUGUUAAUGAAAUGAGGGUGUUAAAAAGUCCCGAUCUGAUUUUUAUUUCCCUCUCGGUAUGAAAGCAUUUAAGAUUCAAGCCAGUUUAAUUUAAAGCAUUAUACCAUCGACAUCCGAAUAAAGAAAAGCGACACUGAUAUAUUUGUUAUGAAUAUAAAUAUAUAUUAUUUGUGGAUAAAUAUGCAAGGUAAUCCUGUUGUAUUAUAAUGUUAUAUGACAAAAUAGAAAAAAAAUUAUCCCAAAUCUGGUCAUUAAGUCCUACAUUUAUGCCCUCUCUCUGUAUCUUUUCGGAUACACCUGCACCAGGUGAUCAUGUGACCUGGGGGAGGUGGUGGGGUGAUCUGGCUUAGGUUAUCAGGCUCAAUGAGAAAUCCAUCAGGACCCUUCAUGAAGUGUGUGUGUGUGUGUGUGUGUGUAUGUAUCUGUAUUAAGAUUAUCUGGGGAAAUUGGUAUCUUUUUUUUUUUUUUUGGUCUGUUGCUUCAGUCUAGUCCUCUGUUCUGAGCCAAAUCAAGAGAGUUCUCGCUCUGUGUUCAACUGCAGUUCAACUGGAAAUUAUUACUAUUAUUGUCAUGACGAUUAUCACUUUAUUAUAACGAUAUCCCCACGUUAGAACAUGCGUAUUAACCCGUCUUGAGGUGUUUUGCAGUUUCUGUAUUUAUUGUAACUGCUGUUUUCUUUCUUUUCUUUUUUUUUGGUUUGUUUUCUCUCUCUCUCUCUCUCUCUAUCUCUCUCAAUGAAAACUUGACUUCUUCUUUUGUUUUAAUUUUAAGGUGUGCGUGAGAACGUAGCUUUUGCGAGUGCGAGAGAGAACGAGCGAGCGUUUGUAAGAGAGAGAUACAGUGUGUGUGUGAGAGAGAGUGAGUGAGUGUGUGUGUGUGUGAAUAUUGUAUUACAGUUUGGACACGCGUAGCUGACACUUCUCUGUAAGUCUCACCGUGACUCAGAAGCCUGAUUUGUGCCUCUUUAUAGAAAAGAAAAAAAAAAAGGAUCUACAAUACAUUAAACAGACAAAUUACGAAAACUUA
Messenger RNA from Silurus meridionalis, 2931 nucleotides. It is a transcript of the gene map2k6, whose product is annotated as mitogen-activated protein kinase kinase 6. The record is from RefSeq and is a predicted model, not a curated record. Gene Ontology annotation, molecular function: ATP binding; MAP kinase kinase activity. Gene Ontology annotation, biological process: MAPK cascade; protein phosphorylation. The transcript is spliced from 12 exons. Bases 477 to 1559 code for a protein of 360 amino acids. Lineage: Eukaryota; Metazoa; Chordata; Actinopteri; Siluriformes; Siluridae.